Molecule: messenger RNA, 2391 nt
Organism: Myxozyma melibiosi
Lineage: Eukaryota; Fungi; Ascomycota; Lipomycetes; Lipomycetales; Lipomycetaceae
Product: mismatch repair protein 5
Exons: 9
Coding region: 1-2391 (796 amino acids)
Biological process (GO): chiasma assembly; mismatch repair
Cellular component (GO): nucleus
Molecular function (GO): ATP-dependent DNA damage sensor activity; mismatched DNA binding; ATP binding
Source: RefSeq, a predicted model, not a curated record
AUGGCAGUCGUGUUGAUGUAUUCGUUUGCAGUGAUCUUCCAAGUAAAACCGACCAUCGUUCUUCUUCCGUCGCGGAUCGAGGAUUCCAUCGAAGAAGCACUAAAAAGCGUAGCAGAGACGAACCUACGUAUAGACAUCCGUCCUAGUAACGAAUUCGCCCCAAGAGCUGCCAUCUCAAAGAUCUUGGCACUACAAGCCGAACGACCGACCUCAGUGCAGUUUGUAACCCCUACCAGUGAGCAUCUUGCAACUAGCUCGUCAUCAGACGCUGCGCUACUGGAACUGUCUACAAAAAUCAAUCUUGACAAAGAAAUUUCUAUCGGAUGCGCUGGGGCGGUAAUCGCAUGUGCGCAAAGACUGUCCGCUCUCGAAACUGGCGAUGCCGAAUAUAGCAGCGCAUCACUGAGCAUUCUUGACAUCGAGUCUGUCAGGCUAGACGACAUCAUGUACGUAAACUCAGAUACCAUCUGCUCCUUACAGAUAUUUCUCGACGAAAGCCACCCCGACGUGCUCGAGAGUGCCGCAAACAGGCGCAAAGAAGGCCUCUCUUUAUUCGGAAUCCUCAACUCUACAGCCUCGCCAUUCGGCCAUCAACUGAUGAAGUCUUGGUUUUUGCGCCCGCUUCUGUCUGUUGAGAAAAUCAACGAGAGACUUGAUGCGGUUUCACUUCUUGUGAGACCCGAUAAUUAUCCGCAUGUCAUAGAUGGACUCAAGGGGUGCCUUAAGCGGGUCAAGAAUAUACCAAAGAUUGUUGCAAACAUGGCUAUGGGAAAAGCAACGAUUGCUGAGUGGAAGGGUCUCCUUGACUUUGCGUAUCAAUGCUUGAAGAUUAGAGUCAUACUAUGCAAUAUAGUAAACGCUCAAGAUAUCAAGAUUGUCAAGAAGAUCACCGAGCAGUUUGACUCUGUUCCUCUCCGUGAAGUUUGCGAGCUUAUCACAUCUACUAUCGACUUUGAUAUGUCUGCAGUUGAGAACCGCGUCGUUGUGACCUCUGGGAUCGACGAAAAUCUCGAUUGCCUCAAAAGCCAAUACGACGCCAUCGAGGAGCUUCUUCGCGAGACGGCAAUCAAUCUCUCUCGCGAUCUUCCUGAUGUCUAUGGUGACGCAGUCGAUGCAGCAUACGUCCCGCAAAUUGGAUUUCUAGUCAAAAUUGAUUUAGGAGCAGACACCGGCGAACCAGUAUACUUUGGCGAUGACUGGGAAUUGCAAUUCAAGACUGACCAGCACGCUUUUUUCAAGUCUGCGGAUGUCAGAGAACUUGAUGAGAAUUAUGGAGACCUCUACACUCUCAUCUGUGAUAUUGAGAUUGAGAUUGUCCAUGCUCUUCAAGUUGACGUCUUGAAAUACUCAGAUCUACUGACAACCUGCUGCAAGCUGACCGCGGAGCUGGACUGCCUGGUAUCGUUUGCGGAAUCGGCAACACUCUACAACUAUCAUAGACCAACAGUAACCGAGGAUAACGUCAUUGAUAUCAAAAAGGGUCGUCAUCCUCUUUAUGAGCUCUCGGUUCCGUCUUUUGUUGAGAACGACACACUGCUUCGCGGAAGUGAAGGAGUAGAAAUCGACACCAAAGAGAACGCAGACACUCUUCCGUCGACGAUCCUUCUCACUGGUGCAAACUUCUCAGGAAAGUCUGUGUACCUCAAACAAGUUGCUCUAAUAGUCUACAUGGCCCACAUAGGCUGCUUUGUCCCUGCUGCCUCAGCUACCAUCGGUCUCACGGACCGAAUUUUAACUCGCGUAAUGACCCGCGAAACGGUCGCUCGCGAGCGAUCAGCAUUCAUGAAUGACAUUAUGCAAAUCUGUACAGCACUGCAGCUAGUCACCCGACGGAGUCUCUUGAUUGUUGACGAGUUUGGGAAAGGUACUGAGGCGUGCGACGGAGCAGGUUUGUUUGGCGCUUUGAUUGAGUAUGUAUCGCGGAAUGCAUGUGGAGGACGAGGCAGACCAAAGGUGGUAGCCGCCACCCAUUUCCAUGAAGCUCUGGAUGAAAAUGUCAUAAGGAUCUCUGAGAAUGAGGUCAAAUUUGUGCACAUGCAAGUUCUGAUAAACGGAGACACGAAGAAUGAAAGUGCGGGCGAGAGACAGGUCGAUAUGAACAUCACCUAUCUAUAUCAAUUAGUCGACGGCCAUUCUACAUCUAGUUUUGGAAUCCGCUGCGCAGCCAUGAAUGGUGUUCCGAAAGAAGUCAUCGACCGGGCUGAAGAACUCUCGGCACUACUAGCCCGCGGCGAGGAUCUUUCUGUCGUGUGCAGCCGAUUAGAUGCGAAAGAGCUGAAAAUAGUCGAGCAUGCUGAGCUUGUUGCGCGCCGAUUUUUAAAAGAGAAUUUUAGUGCGGGAUUCGAUGAUAUCGCUGUUCGUGAGAAACUUCGGCGAGUCCUAGGAUACUAA